UCGUGUUUUAAAAAUUAGUCCCGGGCCGUCAAAAGGCAGAAGAAAAAUCCCGCGACGAAGGGGCGAAAAUUUUGGCCGUCGAAGCAUUCAUCGUAGACGCAUUCCGCCGCAUCCUCCUCGCAGGCCACUGUCGCUCGCAGCACAGCCGCAGCCUCGCGUUCCUCUAUCUCACAAGGAGCCAUGGAUUACGAUUUCCAUAAGAAUGGACCUCCAUAUGAUGCCUAUAGAGCUACUGCUACUGGCGGCUAUGCUGCCCAGUCUUUCUAUCCACGAAUUGGUCAGCAUAACGAUCCGUUGAUUGGCCGGGCACCUCCCACUCCCAUUCCUGCUCCUUCGACAACCCCAUCAGGAUUGGGCAUCAGGGUUGCAAUAAAGCCAGAAUAUCGAAUAGCACCACCUCCAGCAUUGUCACCACAAAUGGCUCAAAUCCCAAGGAGCAAGUUUCAGUUUGAUUUUGACUUCGAGAGAAAAAUAUUAGCAGAGGCAGAGAAAGAUAGCCAGAACUGGAGCAGCAUCAUCCUGGAGAACGGACCACCAUCCAGGACUACAGAGACUAGUUCUCUGGAUUCCUCCAUUCCCCAGGAUCCAUUGGCAAGCAAAUUUGUGGCUUUAGGACUGAGUCCGGAAGCUGUUACCUUGGCUGUGAAAACUUAUGGCGACAAUCCAACCAAGGUUCGUGAAUUUGUUUUGUCAUAUAAUCGUCUGCGGGAAAUGGGGUUUGCUGCGAAUACUGUUGCUGAAGUUCUCGCAAAAUAUGAUAAUGAUAUGGAGAAAGCGGUAGCACAUUUCCUCAACAUUUGACAUGAUUUCGACAUGAGAGUUGAGACUCGUUUUCAGUGAUUGAACCAUUCGUUCGAGUUUUUGUACAAAAAUUUGAGUGCGGUCCUACUCAAGAAUUACUGUUCUAUGUUUUGAACGUUUGGCAGGACGCAUUAACCUCUUCCUGACGCAUCCAUGCAUGGUUCGGUCCUCGUCAAAGCCAUCUGAAAUAUAAUGCCAGAGGUUAUUUCACAGUUAAUUAGCUGGGAGCCUGCUUACGUUUACUGAAAUUGGUUUCCUAGCUUCCAUUACUUAUCACUUCAUGACUGUUAUAGUUUAUUAUUAUUAUUUUUUAAA
Messenger RNA from Nymphaea colorata (pocket water lily), 1116 nucleotides. RefSeq lists its product as uncharacterized. The coding region runs from base 181 to 801 and encodes 206 amino acids. Gene Ontology annotation, molecular function: ubiquitin binding. Gene Ontology annotation, biological process: ubiquitin-dependent protein catabolic process via the multivesicular body sorting pathway. Gene Ontology annotation, cellular component: ESCRT I complex. The record is from RefSeq and is a predicted model, not a curated record. The transcript has 6 exons. Lineage: Eukaryota; Viridiplantae; Streptophyta; Magnoliopsida; Nymphaeales; Nymphaeaceae.